AUGCGUUUCUCACGCGUGGUACCAGUCUUGCCUUUGGCAGCUGCCUUCGUCAUUACCGAACUGGCCCGGUUCGACAGCCUUGAUGUUGAAAAGGUUGGCAGGCCUUAUGUCGACAAAGCUCAGAAUGUUUUCGAUGACGCGAAGAAUGUGCUUGACAAUGCAUUCGAUGAAGUAAAGAAGGGUGCGAAUGAUGUUUACAACACGAUUCAUAAUGCUGGCUGCGAUGUAGAGUCGUGGUUGGAAGGCUCGCAAUUUGACGACAUUGACUUUGAGGAUUCGGAGGGAUCCGACUUCAACGACGACGAUGAAGAUUUCUUCUAUUGCAAGGGCAAGCACUGUGAUGAAGAUCCCCAUCAUCCUCCGCCUCCCCACCACGGGCCUCCUCAUCACGGACCGCCACACCACGGCAAGCCUCAUGACCCGCAUCACGAUGAUAAACCGACCCGAACCGUGUACGAGCUCAUCAAUGAGAGCAAGUACACUACCAAGCUUGCAAAGUGGAUCAACGAGUUCGACGACAUUGUUGAGCUCCUCAAUGGCACAACUGCCAACUUCACCGUCUUUGCGCCUACCGAUGAGGCUUUCGAGAAGAUCCCCGACCACGGCAAACACCCAAGUAAGGAGAUCCUGAAGAAGAUCCUCAGUUACCAUGUCAGCGGUGACUUCUACCCUGCUGGCCGUGUGCUCCACUCCUACACCAUCCCAACUCUGUACACGCCCAGCGAGAACCUCGGGCACGCCCAGCGUCUCACAGUCCGCGUUACGCUCAAGGGCCCCGCCAUCAACUUCUACAGCCGUAUCGUAGCGGUCGACAUCUUCGGCACCAACGGCGUUGUCCACGGCAUCGACUCCAUCCUCUUGCCUCCCCCCAGCGUCGCCUCCAUCAUCAACCUCCUCCCCGGCGAGUUCAGCACGCUUGAACUCGCCCUACAAAAGACCGACAUCUAUGACAAGAUGAACAGCACAGAGUAUCCCCACACCGGUGGCACUCUCUUCGCCCCUUCGAACUGGGCCUUCCAGAAGCUAGGUCCGCGCGUCAACGCCUUCUUGUUCUCAAAGUACGGCCAGAAGUACCUCAAGGCUCUGCUCGAGUAUCACAUUGUUGUCGACCAGACGCUGUACUCUGAUGCCUUUUUCGACGGAACAAAGGAUGAUGUGGUCGAUGACAAGGAUGCUCCACCUUAUUACCACUACGAUCUUCCUACUGUGCUGGAUGACAAGUACCUCGCUGUUGAUGUGGCUCGCUACGGACCCUUCAUUUCCAUUAGAAUCAACGGCUUCUCGCGCGUCACUGUGCAUGACGGUGUCGCCAAUGAUGGUGUUACUCAGGUCGUCUCUGAUGUUCUGAUCCCGCCCAAGAACGCCGCUGGUGCGCAGGUUUUCUGGAAGGGCGAGGAACUCGACGUUGAGGACCUCAAGGAGCGUCUUGAGCCUUAUCUCGAGGAGAACAUGGACUUGUAGGUAUGUAGCCGUCAUAUGGAUGGGUAGAUACCGUAUCCUUUGUCUUUGGGCUUCAUGCUGCAUUAGACGAUCGUCAUGAAAAGUCUCUUUCUCGUAUACCGACCUUGCCUUCAGGCGAAGCGUGCACCCUACUUCACACUAGCACGUAUACAACCUCUAGAUAACCAGAAUAUACAUGACUUUGAUGUACCGCAUGAUUCAUGAAAAGCAUGAUUCAUGAAAAUG
This is a messenger RNA of Pyrenophora tritici-repentis Pt-1C-BFP, 1686 nucleotides long. Its product is annotated as Secreted and surface protein containing fasciclin repeat. Lineage: Eukaryota; Fungi; Ascomycota; Dothideomycetes; Pleosporales; Pleosporaceae. Gene Ontology annotation, biological process: macroautophagy. The record is from RefSeq and is a predicted model, not a curated record. Gene Ontology annotation, cellular component: fungal-type vacuole membrane.